Gilbertella persicaria is the source of this 697-nucleotide messenger RNA. RefSeq lists its product as uncharacterized. Lineage: Eukaryota; Fungi; Mucoromycota; Mucoromycetes; Mucorales; Choanephoraceae. Bases 13 to 585 code for a protein of 190 amino acids. The transcript has 4 exons. Gene Ontology annotation, cellular component: MIS12/MIND type complex. The record is from RefSeq and is a predicted model, not a curated record.
UUCUUCUUCAUUAUGGAUCCACAAGAAUCAAGCAAUGAAAAGAGACAGACUGCUGUAGAGUUUGAUAGACUGUCUGAUAAAUGGACAGAACUCUGUUUCAAAGUGAUAGAAUUACCUCGUUUAUUGAAAAUACUGCAACCUGUUGUACCUGAUCUUGAAAAAGAGAUCAAAGGACUACAUAAACAAGGUCGCGAAUAUAUGGAGCAGGAACUCAAAACAGGUGUUCAAAGUAUUUUAGAGACACACGAUUUAGUUCAGAAACACAAUACGAUGGAUAGAUUAGUACAUGAAGCCAAACAAAGACCACCCGUCCAACAUCAAAUCUUGCCUUCACCUGCACAAGUAAAGCAAGGUGUGAUGAAUAAGGCUAAAAUGAUGAAAAUCGAGCAAUUACAAAACAUGUUGGAUGAUCUAACACAACAAAACUAUGAAUUAAUGAAUGAAAUUGGACUUGGACAAGAAAGAAAAGCAGCCAAAAUAACCAAGUUAAAUGAAAUCAUGGAUGAAUUCACAGAGAAUGUCAAAGUAACAAGUUCUAUUCAUGCUGAAGAUGCUAUUGUCUUAGUAAAAGAUUUAAAGCCUUAAAAACUUAUCAGAUGUAAUCACUCUAUCGAUCUGAGUUCCCAGAUUUUUCAUACAAACUCCUGGUUUCUUCAGCCAGGGUUAUUUUUUUUUUUGUUUUUCUUCCAGUUUUUUA